Messenger RNA from Corticium candelabrum, 912 nucleotides. RefSeq lists its product as uncharacterized. The record is from RefSeq and is a predicted model, not a curated record. NCBI's taxonomy places the organism in Eukaryota, Metazoa, Porifera, Homoscleromorpha, Homosclerophorida, Plakinidae. The coding region runs from base 1 to 912 and encodes 303 amino acids. Gene Ontology annotation, molecular function: nucleic acid binding. The transcript has 2 exons.
AUGGCAAAUUACUACCUGCGUUUUGUGCAAGAUUACGCAGAGAUCACUACUCCUCUAAGACGGUUGUUGAAACAAGAUGUUCCUUGGAAGUGGACAAAUGAGUGUCAACUAGCAUUCCAGCAAUUAAAAAACUCAGUUACAUCAGCCCCGGUUCUAGCACAUUUUUCAACUAUGGCAGUUCCAUGUGUAACUUUUGAUGCUUCUGGAACGGCAUUAGGUGCUGUUCUUUCACAAUAUCAGGACGGACAGGAGCGACCUGUGGCGUUUGCAUCGAGAGCGUUAACAGAUACAGAGAAGAAAGACUCAGUGGCGGAACGCAAGGCAUUGGCCUUUGUUUCUCUUGAGGAAUUGGAACAGGAAUCAGUUGUAGAUGACAUCACACAAGAGGUUGUUCAGUUUGUGCAGAAAGGAUGGCCAUUGAGGAUGACUGAUGAGAGUCUUCAACCAUAUUAUCAUGUUCGAUCUGAGUUAUCUUUAGGGGGCAAAGAUCUGAAAUGCUUGGUUAGAGGUCAGCGAGUGAUCAUGCCACAGAAGUUGCGUCAGAAGGUGUUGGGGAUAGCACAUGAAGGACAUUUAGGAAUGGUACGAAUGAAACAGCGUUGUAGGGAGGUGGUAUGGUCGCCAGGAAUGGCUAAGCAAGUUGAGAAUUGGGUAACAGAUAGUGAAGCAUGUCUCCUGAGCGGGAAAUCAGUUCGUCCUAGGGUGGCUCCAUUACAACCUGUUCAGUGGCCUGCGGGGCCUUGGGACCGAAUUCAGAUUAAUGUUUUUGGAGAACUGCACGCAGGUCCCUACAGCCAGCGAUUCAUGAUCGUUGUUCAUGACUUAUUUUCGAAGUGGCCGGAGGUGCAAGUCAUGCAGAAUGUGACCACUGUCACUGUCAUUGAUUUUCUUCAGUCUUUAUUUGCUAGAUGA